Nanorana parkeri is the source of this 3003-nucleotide messenger RNA. RefSeq names its product rho GTPase-activating protein 23-like. The coding region runs from base 1 to 2973 and encodes 990 amino acids. Gene Ontology annotation, molecular function: protein binding; phospholipid binding. The transcript is spliced from 16 exons. The record is from RefSeq and is a predicted model, not a curated record. Lineage: Eukaryota; Metazoa; Chordata; Amphibia; Anura; Dicroglossidae. Gene Ontology annotation, biological process: signal transduction.
AUGUUUGAAUUCUGGCAGUCAUUCCGGAUUUGCCCAGGAGGCCGUGGUAUCCCUUGCUUCGAAACUAGCGCAGGGACCUCCUCUCCCCCUGCCUGUAGUGGAAGACCUUCUCUCUCAGGGUCUGGUCCUUCAUCCCGCUCCCGACAGGCUGUGUCUGAUGGCAUGGAGAGUGAAAGGAUCCGACUACUACGCCUAGGAUGCUCUGAGAAUGUAAUAAACACUCUGGUGCAAUCUAGGAAAUCAUCUACGAACCAAAUGUAUAACAGAGUAUGGUCCAAAUUUCAAGAGUUUGCUUCUUCAGCAGAUUAUCUUGCCUCGGACGCCUUUGCGGUGGAUACCUCUCUCUGGCUUCUCACCCUGAAGACUGCUUUCUUGGUCGCAGUGACCUCUGCUAAAAGGGGCUCUGAACUUGCUGCUCUGGGCUGUAAAGAACCCUUUACCACAUUCAUGGCUGAUCGUGUGGUCUUGGUGCCCAUGAUUGGGUUUGUUCCGAAGGUGGUGUCCAAGUUUCAUUGUCAACAGAAGAUUGUACUCCCAACACUCUGCUCAGGUGAUUGUGACCGGCUGAAUCGGCUGGAUGUGUCUUUUGACAGCUUGGUUGCUUCUGAAGAUGGAUGCUCGAAAUGCCAUUCCACCUCUGAGCUGUCGGACACAGAGUUCAGUGACGUGUGCAGGGAGGGCUGGCUGCUCUAUAAGCAGGUCCUUGCCAAUAAGGGAAAGAAGGUUGGUGGUGGGCUUCGCCAAUGGAAAAGAGUGUACACAAUCCUACGCGCUCACCAUCUCUUUUUGCACAAGGAGCGCCCAGAGUCACAGGGCCUGGGGCUAGGUGAGGAGGAUCAGCCAAUCAGCAUCAUUGGAAGCCUGGUGGACAUCUCUUACAGCGAGACUAAGAGGAAGCACGUUUUCCGGCUUACGACACCUGAUUUUUGUGAAUAUCUCUUUCAAGCUGAGGAUCGAGAUGACAUGUUGAGCUGGGUCAAAGCUAUCAGAGAGAACAGCAGAACUGAAGGGGAGGACCCCAGCUUUGCUAGCCAUGCUUUAAUCAAAGAAAAACUCAAUGAAUAUCGCAAAGUGAGUGUUUCUGGUGCUAAACUGGACACAUCCCCUAAAGGAACCCGGAGCUUAGGAAUCCGAUCAGAUCUUUUAUGGGCAACAGGACUGGCAGCAUCACGAUCCCUAAAGCAAGAUGGUUCUAUGAAAGCAGAGGAUGGAGUUUCAUCCAAGGUCCCUUGGGGUAUUAAUAUCAUAAAAAAGAACAAGAAGAGCCCUCCACGGGCUUUUGGGGUAAGACUGGAAGAUUGUCAGCCUGCAACUGAGAAUAAGGGUGUUCCUCUAAUUGUGGAGUUGUGUUGCACUUUGGUGGAAGAGAAGGGUCUGGAAUACCUGGGCAUAUAUCGUGUCCCUGGAAAUAAUGCAGUAGUGAUCAGCCUACAAGAACAGCUCAACAAGGGAUUAUGUGAGGCCAACAUACAGGACCAGCGAUGGCAAGACUUGAACGUGGUCAGUAGUCUGCUUAAAUCCUUUUUCCGAAAACUCCCUGAGCCUCUCUUCACUGAUGACAAGUAUAAUGAGUUUAUAGAAGCCAAUCGCCUGGAAAAUUCUAGUGAGAGGAUGAAAAGACUUCGCAAACUGAUUCAGGAGCUCCCUGUUUACUAUUAUGAGACACUACGGUUCUUAGUUCGACAUCUUAAAACAGUAGCUGACCACUCGGAAAAAAACAAGAUGGAGCCUCGGAAUCUGGCUUUGGUGUUUGGCCCUACUCUGGUCCGGACAUCUGAAGAUAACAUGACAGACAUGGUGACACACAUGCCAGAUCGCUAUAAGAUUGUAGAGGCACUGAUCCAACAUUCUGACUGGUUCUUCAGUGAAGAGCACGAGAAAGCUGAAAAGACUCCAGUGGAUGAGUCAGAUUCCCAGUCUGUACCUAAUAUUGAACACCUUCUGCCAAAUAUUGCAAGGACCAUACUUCUAGGGGAUACCUCAGACUCAACCAACAGUGAUUCUGCCAAAGCAAAGGCUUCUCGAAAGGAGUUGUAUGCCCGUGAUAUCCUAUCCAUACCCUUCAUUUCUGCGGUUAAUCGCAAGCGCAGAAAGCGGAGAGAUGAAAAGCGCUUUGGGAGCAGCACAGAGGAGGAUGACUCUGAGCAGGAGGUGACACGAGUAGGACAAACAGAGCAAGGGGCUGAGGUCAAAGAAACGCAAAGAGUGUCCAGGGAAUGUGAAGAUCCAGACUGUCCUAAGCCACAAGAGCAAAAUUCAACCAAGCAAAGAGAUACUGCAGCUGAGAACAAAGAGUCUGGAAGCAGAUGGACAGCUCCUGUAGGAGAGAGGAUUCCUGCUGAUGCCAGGUCUAUUGUUUCUGGCUACUCCACACUCUCUACACUGUGCUCAGAACCAGCCUCUAGUUUGCGUGGAGGAGAGGAGGCUGAUGAUGAGCGCAGUGAAUUCAGUCACAUGGAAACUGACACAGAGGUGGGUGGAGGAAGAGAAACAGAACGGCCUCACUCUCAGGAUUCAUUUACCUCUCAGAGGCUUAUUCCUGGGGAUACUCUAGCUCGCAAGAAAUUGGGGAAGGGUAAACAAGAAACCUCAGAAGAACCAGCAGCUAUUCAUUCUCGUACAACACAGCGCACAAGACCAGCCGUGGAUGACCUGUGUGUAACAGCAAUGAGGAAACCUGGAUCUCCAGAAACACGUCGUAGAAAAAGUGCAUGGAGACGUCACACUGUGGUGCUUCCAGGGCAGAUGACUGAUCUUAACUUUAAUGACUGGAAGGAGCCAGCUCAUGGGACAACAGGAGCAUCUGAACCUGGGGUCGGGCAGAGUGGAGGAGCCCGGACAGAAGGGAAAGAUUCUGGACUCAGUAGUUUGGAAUCUCAGAAAGCCAAAACACUAACUGGUCAGGAAUUGUUAACCAAUAAGGGGGCCAAAUCCCAGUAUCCCCCUCUUCCUAGUCUCCGGCAUUAUUUGUAACCUUUUUAAAAAUGUCUUUUGUUUCUGCAA